ACUUCCCCUAAAUCAGGGGUGUCAGACUCCACUCCUUGACCUAGGAACAAUGGAACAAUGAGCAACCAAUUUUUCUUUUGCAAUCCCAAAAUGUGUGCAUCCGUUAACCAAUAUAGCGAACAUCAAUAAGCGCUUAAACACACCGAGCCUUUAGAACAAACUGCGCCUGUAGCUCGACUCGACCGUAAUGAUGAAGUCGGAUUGUGGAAAUCUGGCAACCUAGCAAACGGCUUGGAGGGCGAGUGGAAGGAGAGCCGUAAAGUGGCAGGGAGGUCAUUGGAAAGUGAGGGUCCUUGAUCAACACGGGGGGAUAGAUUUGCGGUAGCUUCACAUAGUUAGCUACUGAUAAAAAGAAAACUGGAAAUCGCCCGUUUUUAGUACAGGAUCGCUUCCCGUAUAGAUCCUAUUGCAACUACGCUUUGUUUAGAAAUUGCCAGGUAGUCAGGAUGCUACGUUUGGUGGUGCGGUUGAGACAGUCUGCAUGUCUCAAACGGUCCGGUCUGCACUCGGGCCCUACUCUGAGCUCGCGAGCCGAACCGGGCACCAGACACCUGAAUCGGUACCACACUGGUGGCUACUGUAGGAUUAGACCUUUGUCUCAUGUCACGAAAUUCAGCAACUUUACCAACAGAAAUGGUUUCGUGCCACGCGGUCAGAUUGCAAGUAUCCACCAGAGCCAACGGUACUACAGUAUACCGCCUCAUCAAAAGGUGCAGCUACCCGCUCUGUCCCCCACAAUGCAAACGGGCACCAUUGCUCGUUGGGAGAAGAAAGAAGGGGAGAAGAUUGCAGAAGGAGACCUGAUUGCAGAGGUGGAGACGGACAAAGCGACCGUGGGAUUUGAGAUGAUGGAUGAGUGCUACCUGGCCAAGAUCCUGGUUGCCGAGGGAACGAGGGAUGUGCCCAUCGGUUCGGUCAUCUGUAUCACGGUGGACAGCCCCGACCUCAUCCCUGCAUUUAAGGAUUACUCUCUGGAAAUGGCUACCGCUUCCUCCGCCCCAGCCGCUGCUGCGACCCCUCCCCCUCCCCCGCCCACUCCUGCCGCAGCCCCCCCGCAGGCCCCAGGCAGCUCGUACCCCUCUCACAUGAAGAUCUUGCUGCCCGCGCUCUCGCCCACCAUGACCAUGGGCACUGUGCAGCGCUGGGAGAAGAAGGUGGGCGAGAAGUUGAGCGAGGGAGACCUGCUGGCCGAGAUCGAGACCGAUAAGGCCACAAUCGGGUUUGAGGUGCAAGAGGAGGGCUACCUGGCCAAGAUCAUGAUCGCUGAGGGCACCCGGGAUGUCCCCCUGGGAACUCCGCUCUGCAUCAUCGUGGAGAAGGAGGCCGACAUCAAGGCCUUCGCGGAUUACGUGGAGACGGGCGUGGCAGAGAUCAUGACUCCUCCUCCCCCACCAGCCCCGGUAGCAGCCCCCACUCCCCCCCCUGCUCCCGCCGCGGCCCCUGGUGCGCCCCCCGCGGCGGCCCCUAAGGACAGGGUGUUCGCCAGCCCUCUGGCAAAGAAGCUGGCUGCUGAGAAGGGCAUCAGCCUCGCUCAGGUCAAGGGGACGGGCCCAGACGGAAGGGUCACCCGGAAGGACAUCGAGAGCUUUGUCCCACCCAAGGCUGCACCCGUCCCACCUGCGGCACCCGCAGCUGCCCCUGCCGCCCCUGCUGCCCCUGCCGCCGCCGCCCCUUCUGCCCCUGCCCCCACGCCCGUCCCUGCAGUGGCCGCCGUGCCCACGGGCACCUUCACAGACAUCCCCAUCAGCAACGUUCGCAGGAUAAUAGCACAGAGGUUGAUGCAGUCCAAACAGACGAUCCCUCACUAUUACCUCUCUGUGGAUGUUAAUAUGGACCAAGUUCUGGAACUGAGGAAGGAACUCAAUCAGGAGGUAAAAGUAGACAACAUCAAGCUCUCGGUGAAUGACUUUAUCAUCAAAGCCUCGGCCCUGGCCUGUCUGAAGGUCCCUGAGGCAAACUCCUCCUGGAUGGACACCGUGAUCCGCCAGAACCACGUGGUUGACGUCAGCGUUGCAGUCAGCACCGACAACGGCCUGAUCACGCCCAUCGUGUUCAACGCCCACGUCAAGGGCCUGGCGGCCAUCUGCAAAGACGUGAGUUCGCUGGCCGCCAAGGCGCGCGAAGGCAAGCUGCAGCCGCACGAAUUCCAGGGCGGCACCUUCACCAUCUCCAACCUGGGCAUGUUCGGCAUCAAGAACUUCUCAGCCAUCAUCAACCCUCCACAGGCCUGCAUUCUGGCUGUGGGGGGCUCAGAGAGGAGACUACUGCCCGCAGACAACGAGAAAGGGUUCGAUGUGGCCAACAUCAUGUCCGUCACCCUGAGCUGUGACCACCGGGUGGUUGACGGGGCAGUGGGGGCCCAGUGGCUGGCAGAGUUCCGCAAGUUCCUGGAGAAGCCCGUCACCAUGCUGCUGUGAUCGCUCCGGGCAACCACCCCCCCCAUUCCCAAAAUACUCCGAUCAGGGCAACCUACUCCCAAGAUUCACACUCCAGCCCCAAAACCCCCAAAAAUAUACCCACCUCUCUCUUUUCUCCCUGUCUUUCUCUGUCUCACACUCUCACAUGCGACUACAUGAAGUUUCAUUUCAACCAUGCCGAGGCUAUGUUUAGGGGUUCUCCCAUCUGUUGAGGUUUUGAAAACUCCAGGAUGGGACAAGCAGAGGCUCCACAGUCAGUGUUGUGCUUUAUGUUCCAGGUCUGUCGUAGUUUCUUCUGCAGUAGUCUGCCUGGCUCUGAGAUAUGAAGCAGAUGUUUGUUGUAGUGAGGACAGGGCCAGGUAGGUCAUUGACAAGCAAAGCUAUCAUUUCCAUCGCCUCAGUUUUGUGAGGCAUUAGCAUUUAAAUGGUCACAGGACAGGGACUUGUGUGCCAAACCAUCAGGGGUCCUCUGUGAAAGUCGUCUUGGCACAUUUCGGGGACCUUCUCUACCUCUGGUCGUUACCGUUCCUCCAAAACCGUCAGACAGGUGUGACUCUCUCUGUUGCUGUUUCCAUGGACACAUGAUGAGUUGUGUUACGGGGCCUUCAAACAUGGUGUCUAUUAAAUGUACUGUACUUGAAUACAAGAACACGGUUUAUUUAUUUAUCUUGGUUAACUUUCACUCCUGACAAUUAUUUGCAUGACUGUUCUUUAUUUUCUAAUGGGAAGUGGGGAGUUUUCAAAAAAGAAAAAGGAUUUAUGUCUUUAAUGUCAAAGAUACAUAACAAAUAGGCCUGCGGGGAGCCUUCAUUAAGGAACUGUCACAGAACUGAGGGAAUGGGCUUUAAAAACUAGGGAAACUUUGCGUGUUUGUCAGAGAGGUGUUCCACUACAGACAAACAGGAAGUCCCUGGUCAGUACUUCCUGUUGGUAGGAAUUCUGAAAAGAUGGCUAUUACAAGUAGCAGGACUGGUAAUAAAUAUAUUUUACCUUAAGGGAGGUGUAAUUAUGAUAUGAACAAAAUGUAUGACAUUCUGUACAUGACAGAAAACUUCACAAGCAUUUGCAAAUAUGUACUAGUUUGUUACAAGUGGGACUGAAAAAAGCAAGGAAUGUUCUAUAUAUGUAUGUUGCUUAGCCUUAAGUGCAUUUGUCCCACAGCUGACCUCAUAUGUUGGUUUUUGAAUGAGAGGUAGGAGGCGUAUGAGAGUUUUAGACUGUUUGAUGAAGUGAACAUGUCCAGGCUCCAAGUUCUCUCUUUACACCCCAAAACUUAGGUCUUAUUGGAAUGCUCAUCUGUAAAAUGAUGUACUUUGAUCUACAGAAAAGACAUAGCACUUCCAAGCCAUAGUAUACUGUAUGUAUUAGUUUAAAGGCAGACAUGUCAGAAAACUAAAUAAAUUAUUUGAUAUUUUCUCCAGUA
Messenger RNA from Anguilla rostrata (American eel), 3840 nucleotides. It is a transcript of the gene dlat, whose product is annotated as dihydrolipoamide S-acetyltransferase (E2 component of pyruvate dehydrogenase complex). Gene Ontology annotation, biological process: pyruvate decarboxylation to acetyl-CoA. The transcript is spliced from 14 exons. NCBI's taxonomy places the organism in Eukaryota, Metazoa, Chordata, Actinopteri, Anguilliformes, Anguillidae. The record is from RefSeq and is a predicted model, not a curated record. Bases 447 to 2417 code for a protein of 656 amino acids. Gene Ontology annotation, molecular function: dihydrolipoyllysine-residue acetyltransferase activity.